UAGAGAAUAACCAGAGUGACACGUUGCAAGUUCGACAUAAUCAAGGAGGACCUUUCUAGGUGGUGGUCUCUGAAAUUGCUCAGUGAGCACUCCUAAUUAACCUGAUUUUUUGGUGAUAAUCACACACAAUGGAAUCAAAUAAAAAAUCCGGGGAUGGAUUGACCGGCAUGCAGAAAGAAGCUGCCCUACGCACUUUAAUUCAGCGCACAGGAUAUAGUUUGAUUCAGGAAAAUGGUCAACGAAAGUAUGGAGGGCCACCACCAGAUUGGGAUGGACCACCACCAGAACGAGGCUGUGAGAUUUUCAUUGGAAAACUUCCCCGAGAUCUCUUUGAAGAUGAACUUAUACCGUUAUGUGAAAAAAUCGGUAAAAUCUAUGAGAUGCGGAUGAUGAUGGAUUUCAAUGGAAAUAAUAGAGGAUAUGCUUUUGUAACAUUCUGCAACAAACAAGAGGCAAAGAAUGCAGUCAGGCAACUGAACAAUUAUGAAAUUCGGGAUGGUCGGUUACUUGGGGUUUGCGCCAGUGUGGACAACUGCCGCUUAUUUGUAGGGGGCAUUCCGAAAGCCAAGAAAAGGGAAGAGAUUUUAGCCGAGAUGCAGAAAGUGACGGAUGGUGUGGUUGAUGUCAUUGUGUACCCCAGCGCAGCUGAUAAGGCAAAAAACCGUGGGUUUGCUUUCGUGGAAUAUGGAAGCCAUCGAGCAGCAGCCAUGGCAAGACGAAAACUGCUUCCAGGACGGAUACAACUAUGGGGGCAUCCAAUUGCUGUAGAUUGGGCAGAACCAGAAGUUGAGGUUGAUGAAGAUACAAUGUCAUCAGUUAAAAUCCUCUAUGUGCGAAAUCUUAUGUUAUCUACUACUGAAGAAACAAUUGAAAAAGAAUUCAACAACAUUAGGCCAGGUUCAGUGGAACGUGUGAAGAAAAUUAGAGACUAUGCAUUUGUGCACUUUAAUAACCGAGAAGAUGCUGUGGAAGCCAUGAAAGUCUUAAAUGGGAAGCUGUUGGAUGGCUCUCCCAUUGAAGUCACAUUAGCAAAGCCAGUUGACAAAGACAGUUACAUUAGAUACACCAGAGGUACAGGAGGACGAGGAGCAGCAUUGCCAGAAUUUACCUACACAUUUGGCCAUGUCUAUGAUCCUGCCACAGCUUACCUAGGAGCUCCAGUUUUCUAUGCACCACAAGCCUAUGCUGCUAUUCCCAACCUUCAUUUUCCUGCUACUAAAGGCCAUCUCACCAACAGAGGCAUUAUUAGGCCUUCAUCCAUUAGAGAAAUUUACAUGAAUGUACCUGUAGGGGCUGCUGGCAUUAGAGGACUAGGCGGUCGAGGAUACUUGGGUAAUCCUGCCCUGGGUCGUGGAUACCAGCUUAAGGCAGAAAAAAGAGGGGAGGACAAACUCUACGACAUUUUGCCCGGAAUGGAGCUUACGCCAAUGAAUCACGUCAGUUUAAAGCCACAGGGAAUUAAACUUGCUCCACAGAUAUUAGAAGAGAUCUGCCAGAAGAAUAACUGGGGACAACCCGUCUACCAACUUUAUUCUGCCAUUGGACAAGACCAAAGACAACUCUUCUUAUAUAAAAUCACUAUUCCUGCCCUGGCCACUCAAAAUCCUACAAUGCAUCCCUUCACACCACCAAAGCUAAGUGCAUACGUAGAUGAAGCCAAAACAUACGCAGCAGAAUAUACUCUUCAGACCUUGGGGAUUCCCAGUGAAGGAGCAGAACCGUCUGCCACUAAUGUACCGUUUCCUGGAUACAUUGCUAAUACAGCUGCCACUGUAGCAGCUACUCAGCUUAAGCAAGCAGUGGCUCUAGGACAAGAUUUGGCAACCUACACAGCCUAUGAAGCUUAUCCAGCCUUUGCAGUAGCUACUCGUAGUGAUGGUUAUGGAGCCUUUUAAACACACACACACUGUAUGUAUGUGUGUGUGUGUGUGUGUGUAUACAUACAUACAUACAUACACACACAUGCACACACACACGUACAUACCUCCAGCUUUAUUUAAAUAUCUCUUUCAUUAUCAAGCUGUGGCAGUAGUAAGAGCUAUUCCAGGUUAAUUACUAAUCACCCUUAAUUAUUCUCUAUUAAUGGUAAGGCAUAAUUUGAUAUGGCAAGAAUUCUUUGCUUUUAGCUUAGCAAUCUGAAUAAUGGUAAAUAGUGGUAGACACUGAACUAGAAAGGAAAGAAAACUUUUUCAGAUAUACACACAGACAUACUCAAUGAUCCUUGAUGGCAAUAUUCAACAGAACUACUUUCAAUAGUACUAUUAGUAAUGUAAAGACCUUUGAAGUUAUGAAGCUAUUGCAUUUCUGAAAUUCUCGUCAUAAAACGUUUUGUACAGCUACAAAAUCUGAGUAGUGUGAUUGUCACAAUCCUAGGAACAUAUGGUAGAAAACGUGUGAAUGCAUUUACAGUGUUGCUGCCAGUGUUAAGGUGAUCUUAGGUAAGAUGCCUUCUGUGGUGGGGUUAGGGGUACACAAACACAUUUGCAGACACUCUACUUUUUUCAUUGUUUCCUUCAAUUCUCCCCUCCUAGCACCAUUUUUCUCUUCUUGUUCAGUAUAGUCCACAUCCAUAUGCACUACUUCUGGGCAUUUGUAUCAAUUAAAAAAAUGAAAACAGCUCCUGGAAUGGGGGCAUCAUAAUUGCAAAUAUAAUGAGUAGUAAAUGAAGUUUUGUACUGUUAAGGAACUUAUGAAAAUUAGAAGAAGAUGCCCUUUUUACUGAAAGAGCACCCCUUGGAAAGAAUGAAUUCAAUUCCCUUUUCCACAUGGUGCAAUUUUCCCUGUGCCUAUAAUUUCCAAUUUUUAAAGAUGUCUAUUAAAUGCAAAAACACAUUUAAGGUCACUUAAGGUUUGACUCUUAACAGCUAUUCUGGGUUCUAUUCAUUAAACUACGGUUGGCACCAUCUCCACUGGUCACAGCCAAUAACAAAAUCUAGAGUACAGUCCUAUACCUAUCUGUGCAGAUACUCAUCCUGUUGAAUUCAAACAGGCUUACUCUCAAUAUUUAUUGAUGUGCACUUCAACCCAUUGAAAUCAGUGUUUUUAAGUGCAAUUAACUUGGGGUUGGGUCGCUACCACUAUCAAUUAGCAAACUAAGACUGCAGUCCUAUAAUUUCUCACCUAGAAAUAAGCCCAAUUCAUUGGGACCUACUUCUGAGCAGACAUAUAUAGGACUGAACCGUAACUGAAGAGUUUCCAAGAUAUAAUAGAAAACACUGCCAUUACAAGUAUAGCUUUCUUUUUGAGUUUUGAGACUUGCCAUUUUUUAACUUAAAAAUAGUGUUUCUGCUAUGGUGUUAGGAGGAAAACAACACAGCUUAAAAUAUGAGGACAGUAUUUGAAGACAAAUUAGUUCUCAGAACUCAAAAUUAUUUUUUGGACUAAAUUGUUGCUUUGGAAUGAUAGUUUGAAAUAUCCAAGGAAGUCACACAACCUGAUCCGGUGCAUCUUUAUUCAGAAGCGAACCCCACAUUCUCAGUUUUAGUUACUACAAGGGAAUGUACAUCAAAUUGCAGUUUAGGCUGUAAUUGCAAGUUAUCCUUUAGCUGAAUUUUGGAGUAUGUGCUUAUUUUUAAUAUUUUAGUAAACUACGUGAAAAUAUUUCAUAGACUAGACUGUAUAUCUGAUAUAAAAUAAUUCUAUUUUCUGUCCCAUUCAGCUAGUUCAUCUGCACAUGGAUUUUCAAGGAAAGUAAAAAUAAAAUUUGCUGUAUUCCUCAGAGCAAAUCAGAACAAAUCUUACAGAAUGCCAAUAUGUUAAGGUUGAAUUUUGAUAUAUACUGUAGCAUGAAUCAUACACACAGCCCACUUUUUUUCCAAAUUUAACACCUAGUUUGGCUCCUUUUUCUUUGUUCGUAUAAUACAUUCAUGAAAAGUCAUAAAUUAUAAAAGUUUAUUUCUUUCCGAUCCUAGUGCGGAUCACCAUGAGAAUAGAAAUAGGAACUUGAUGGGGAAGAGAAUUCUUAGCAACUCUGCCAUGUCAAAGUGAUUUUUCUAAUCAAAGCUCUAGCAGUCCUCUUUAUUGCUUCUCUGGCACAGGUUCCACUUGCCAAGUUCUUGGCUCAUUUCAGUUUCUGUUCUUGUAAAUGACUCUUCUUUAUGAUUGAGUUUGAACAGUCUUUCUCAUCCUGGUGCCUUCCAGAUGUAUGGGGUUACAACUGCUAUCAAGCUGGUUGGUGAACUUGUAUCUCAGCCUUCAGUGUUCUCAAGUGCCAAAAUUUAUAACUAUUGACUGCAGUAUCUUUUAGGGUAUUCACUACUGAAUAACAAUGUUAAUCAAAAUGGACUUCAGCAGAUAACUAGUUAUUGUGAAUAUUCAUUUAAUGAGGGUGAUGAACAAUAAUCGGUGCUCAUUCCUAAAUGUGGUGAUGCCAAAAUGAUGAAAUGUGUAUCAUGACAUCACAACUCAUUUCAUAUUUGUGUUGCAACAUCUCAUGCAAGUACACAAGGGAUGGGGUUUUUACUGCAUAUUAUAAUGUGCAUUUCAUCAUUUGCCCUCUACUGCCAAGGCUAACAAUGGAUUUAUAUUUCAUUGUCACAGUGGCAACAUACUUAUUUUUCUUCUUGAAGCCACUGGGGGACCCUUAGGGAACCCAGGGCCUCUUUCCAAAUACCCCAGGCAGCAUCUUCUAAUGAGAUGUGAUCAUCUUCAUGGGCCUGCUGCCUCUAUAUUGUAAAACACUGUCUCUCUGGCCAAUAGUUUUAAAAAGAGUUUUUAUUGUCCUUCUGUAGAGCAACAUGAGAACUGUGAAUUUAACUGGCUUUUAAAUGCAUCCAGUUUCUGAGCCAGAAACAUACUAGUAAAAAAUGAAUGGCAUUAGAAACACAGAAAGCUGUGCUAGUUCAUUUGGUUUAGUACUGUCUAUGUUUAUAAACUGUGGUUCUCAAAGGCUUUGCUACCUGGAGAUGCCAGGAAUUGAAAAGCAUGAACUUUCCUAUUGCUACAUUUCUAGGAGUGCCUUAUUCAAGAGAUGGCAGGGCUCCUACAUCUAACUGUGUUGGAGUACAUUUUAAUUAGGAUGAGUUUGUUCCUUUGUUGCACUCCAGAGGAAAGAAGGACUGCCUGCAGUGUAUUUUGAUGGUGUGCAACUGUUAGAGCCACAAAACAAAAUUGUUUCACAAUUUAAAAACAUUGUCUGAUCCACAACAUGGGACAAUUUAAGAAUGCCCCGUCUCCUAAAUACAGAAAAUCUGUUAAAUGUGCUAUAUUCAUGCUGAGCGAAUCAGGUCUUGGAAGAGUUGAUUUAUUUGAAUUUCUUUCCAAUGGGAUAUGAAGCCCAUUAUAGAAAAUAUUCUAGCAUAAACUUCACAAAUAAGCAAAUGAAUCAGUGGAGCAAUGCCCAAUAAAACAUAACUGAGUCAUGUUCACAGUGUUCCAAUCCAUGCUGUGCAUGCCUAGGACCAUACUAGACUGAUGUGAUGCUUCUUUGCUACACUCAUGUAAAAGCUGUGAGCUCCCAUUCUCAUCAUGUACUGCAUACAUGAAAGAUGCCGGCCUACUAUAAUCUUCAAUCUGCUACUCUCCAGAUGUCUUGAGAUUAUAAUACCCAGAUUUCCUAGGCUAGUUUAUGCAGAUCCCUCCUCAGCUUGACAUUACAUCUGCAAUUGACUAUUUUUAACCUAUGCACAGGUAAUCUUUUAUAUAUUGCAGACAGGAGCUCAAUAUAAACAAAAAGAAAAACGGAUAAGUGAAAGAUCUUCAGCAAUUACCUAAACACUGUAAAUAAGCCAACAAUAUUGUAUUUAGAGGUAAGCUUUUCCAUAAAACUCACUCACAAUGAAUAAAGGAAACAUUGCACAGUGUAGAGUGUAAAAUACACUUCAGAAUCCAAAUGCAAGCAAUGGUGGAGUUUUUGCAAAUGAAGAGAUACCUCUCUCACUACUUAUUCUUGAUGCAAGCAGAAACCGAUCUCAGAUCUAUAACUGCCAGGAGUUGUAUUAUCAGUGUUAGUUAUCCCAGUGCUGUAAAAACUACUGCUUCCUGGUUCCUUGUUCACUUUUUACAAAUAUGUCCACUCUCUGUGCUUUGCUCUGCUUAAUUGAAUUCAUUGAACUCAAUUCAGUGUAUAUUCCUUUCCUGGUUCCUGGUUCUGGUUUGGACAUUUCUGUGCUUUUAAAUUUGCACAACACAACAGAGGAAAACCAUUUAAAAUGACACCAAUGUGCUCAAUGGGAUAAACUGUAUAUUUUAUAUUACUUUAACCUUGCUUUCUCUUAUCAUUUCUUAGCAUAUCAACCUCUCAAAUUAUGCCAAUGCUACCUCUGCAAUUGGCAGUGACUUUUCCAGGUCUCAGAUAAGAGGUGUUGUUGUUUUUUUUACCAGUCCUUGCAUUUAGAGACCUUUUACCCACACAGAGGAAGAGUCCCAGGGGUGUAUUUCGGAUCUUAACCAUUCCUACAUUAGUAGGAAUCAUGAGCAUGGCAAAAAUCAUCUCACCUGUUUGAUGAUCCAUGGGUAGGCCAUCGUGUAGGUUGUCAUUUUCUCCCCACAUCAACACAAUGUCUGGGGGAUAACAUAUGUAUAUGUGUCUUUGUGGUGUAUUUGAAGUGGUAUGGAGAACAUUUCCCACUGCUGUUGUAACAUUUCACUACACGGGCAACAUGUAACGUGGGGCAGUCUCAAAGCUGUUUGAAAUCACUCUUAUUAAUUAUACACUUGUCAAAGCUUCCAAGAAUUACUAUAGUCACACAGCUAAUGUAUUAACAGAAAAGAUGUCUAUUGAAUUAAAAUUGUUUCUUACUUCUGUUAACUGUAUACUCACCUGUUUCCCCAUGCACACUAUUUAUAUACAGUAAGAUAAAGCUGGUGCCAAUAACAUAGAAACAGUAUUAAAAAGUGUAUAUGUAAAAGCACUUAUAUUUUCAUAUUUGUAUUACAGUCUUUGUAUAGAACUGUAGCACUGUGAAAUUAUGUAUAAUUACCUUGAUUUGACAUACAGUUGUUUGGAAAACAGAGUUCAGCGGCCAUCUCUUGAACUGUAAAUAAUUAAGAAAAAACUUGUCAAAUCACAGUCUAUGACCUUUUUUGUUAAUCAGAUGGAUGUUAAGAAAUGAUUAAAUUUUUUUAUGUAGAA
Candoia aspera is the source of this 7072-nucleotide messenger RNA. RefSeq names its product APOBEC1 complementation factor (gene A1CF). Bases 129 to 1895 code for a protein of 588 amino acids. Lineage: Eukaryota; Metazoa; Chordata; Lepidosauria; Squamata; Candoiidae. Gene Ontology annotation, cellular component: nucleus. The record is from RefSeq and is a predicted model, not a curated record. The transcript is spliced from 12 exons. Gene Ontology annotation, molecular function: mRNA binding.